AGAAAAUAUCUACGCCACCGCCAUACUUUCUUAUCCCUUCAAAGCUCCGUCGUCCCUCUCUUUGACCCCCUCCCUCACCGCCGAAUCCUGAUCAUUCUACUCCGCCGUCGCCGCCGCCACAUGCCAAUUAUUACGCAAGGAAACCUAGAAUCGCCGCCGGAGCGACCGCCUAAGCUGAAUUCGGUUUCGGCUCCAGGGAAGCUCCUUUUCGUUUUCCUCAAAUGCGUCAUCAUGGCCUUCGCACUCUCCCUCUUUCUCCUCUUCCUCGGCUUCGCCGCCGUCAUCCUCGUCCACUUUCUCCUCACCACCACCGCCUUCCGCCGCAGACGCCGUCGUCGAGAUCGCCAUUCUCCCCGAGCAUCAGCGGAAACGUCUCCCCCUCCUGAUCCGAUGGACCGCCUUCCCUGUCUCAGCUACUCCUCUUCUGCCCAUCUGCCCAAGGAUUGUGCAAUUUGUUUGGAUAGCUUCAAGGAGGAUGAACCGUGCAGGAAGCUGCCAGCUUGUGAUCACAUAUUCCAUAUGAAAUGUGUGGAUCAUUGGCUGGGGAAAGUGCUCAAUUGCCCUAUUUGUCGGACCCGGGUCGAAUUGGACUCCAGUGGUUCCAGUUUGAGCAAUGAAGAUUGGAAGACAUGGUGGGUAGUUGGUGUUUGAACAGGGCAAACUAGAUUUUUGGCAUUUAUUUAGUCUUUUCUUUUUUCUUUGUAAAACUUAUCUUCAAAAUCUGUUCUCUUUUUCUAUUUCUCGCUGUUCUUCUUCUUUUUCUGAUAGUAAGUAGCUUUUUUUUGGAUGGGGACAUGUUCAUAAUGUUCUGUUAAAGUUGACAAAACAAAGCCUUCAUGAUGUUCAGCACUGACUGUGUUCCAUUUUCAAUUUCUUGGCUAUGUUGAUGCCUAGUUUGGAGAAACUGAGAAUGUUGGUGAAGAAUAUUUAUGUAUAUCUAGGCUGAUGACAUGUACUGUAAUAUCUGUAAGGAGUACUUAGUACUUGAUGAUCAUGGAGAAGAUGGAGCAGUGCAAUACAUUGACUGAAAUAUU
Cuscuta campestris is the source of this 1034-nucleotide messenger RNA. Lineage: Eukaryota; Viridiplantae; Streptophyta; Magnoliopsida; Solanales; Convolvulaceae. The record is from the annotation of a GenBank genome assembly.